AUGGAAGAAGAAAGAGGCUGUUACAACAACAAGAAGAGUUUGUUUUUAUUAGGGAAGAAGAAAGAAGACGUUUAUCAUGUAUUUUUCAAGGUUCCUUAUGGUGAUAGUCCUUAUGUCAGAGCCAAACAUGCUCAGCUGGUAGAAAAGGACCCGGAAGGUGCAAUUGUAUUAUUUUGGAAAGCAAUAAAUGCAAGGGAUAAAGUGGAUAGUGCUUUAAAGGAUAUGGCUGUGGUGAUGAAGCAAUUAGAUAGAUCCCAAGAAGCCAUUGAAGCUAUCUCUUCCUUUAGAGGCCUUUGCUCCAAACAGUCCCAAGAGUCUCUUGAUAAUGUACUCAUUGAUCUUUACAAGAAAAGUGGGAAAAUAGAUGAACAAAUAGAUUUGCUAAAGAGGAAGCUGAAAUUGAUCUACCAAGGGGAAGCCUUCAAUGGGAAACUCACGAAAACUGCCCGAUCUCAUGGCAAGAAGUUUCAAGUUUCUAUUAAACAAGAAACUUCAAGAUUGUUGGGAAACUUGGGCUGGGCCUACAUGCAAAAGAUGAACUACGUGAUGGCGGAGGUGGUGUACCGAAAAGCCCAAAUGAUCGAUCCGGAUUGUAACAAGGCAUGUAACUUGGGCCUAUGUCUCAUUAGACAAGCUAGGUACGAAGAGGCCCAAGUGAUUAUCGAUGAUAUACUAAAAGGAGAAAUUCCAGGCUCAGAUGAUAUCAAGUCUAGGAAAAGGGCUGAAGAUCUUGUAAUAGAGUUGAAAUCAUUGAUACCUCCAUCACAUACAUUGGAUCUUUUGGUUCUUGAUGAUGAGUUUAUCAAAGGCAUAGAACAGUUGAUGAAUGAAUGGGGUCCACUUAGAUCAAAGAGACUUCCAAUUUUUGAAGAGAUUUCUUCUUGUAGAGAUCAGUUAGCUUGUUAA
This is a messenger RNA of Lathyrus sativus (Indian pea), 906 nucleotides long. The record is from the annotation of a GenBank genome assembly. NCBI's taxonomy places the organism in Eukaryota, Viridiplantae, Streptophyta, Magnoliopsida, Fabales, Fabaceae.